AUGGGUCAGAUCCAGUACUCCGAGAAGUAUUUUGAUGACACUUUUGAGUACAGGCAUGUGGUGCUUCCUCCUGAAGUCGCCAAACUUCUCCCGAAGAAUCGCCUCCUCUCUGAAAAUGAGUGGCGUGCGAUUGGAGUUCAACAGAGCCGAGGGUGGGUCCAUUAUGCGAUUCAUCGCCCGGAGCCACAUAUCAUGCUGUUCAGGAGGACUUUGAACUAUCAGCAGCAACAGGAGAAUCAAGAGUGA
Messenger RNA from Dovyalis caffra, 246 nucleotides. Lineage: Eukaryota; Viridiplantae; Streptophyta; Magnoliopsida; Malpighiales; Salicaceae. The record is from the annotation of a GenBank genome assembly.